This is a messenger RNA of Macrobrachium nipponense, 785 nucleotides long. RefSeq names its product cytochrome c1, heme protein, mitochondrial-like. The record is from RefSeq and is a predicted model, not a curated record. The transcript is spliced from 2 exons. NCBI's taxonomy places the organism in Eukaryota, Metazoa, Arthropoda, Malacostraca, Decapoda, Palaemonidae. Bases 130 to 378 code for a protein of 82 amino acids. Gene Ontology annotation, molecular function: electron transfer activity; heme binding. Gene Ontology annotation, biological process: mitochondrial electron transport, ubiquinol to cytochrome c.
AUUAUUUCAUUGGUUUAAUUUCAGAAUUACAUCUUCUCCUUGUUGACUGGAUACUGUGACCCACCUGCUGGUGUCACUCUCCGAGAUGGCUUAUACUACAAUCCUUACUUUGUUGGAGGUGCUAUUGGCAUGGCUAAGGCUCUGUACAAUGAGGUUAUGGAAUACAGUGAUGGUACCCCAGCCACAGCCUCGCAGAUGGCCAAGGAUGUAGCUGUAUUCUUGAAGUGGGCAGCAGAGCCUGAGCACGACCAGCGCAAGAAAAUGGCCCUGAAGUGUAUCAUGAUGUUCUCGCUAUUGACUGCCAUUACGUACUACAUCAAAAGACACAAGUGGAGUGUACUGAAGAGCAGGAAGAUUGCCUACAAGCCAGUUCGAUAAGCUAAUGACAAUUCAACAAGAGCAAAUUAGGGAAUUAGGGAUUAGAUAUUUUUUUUUAAGUCCCUGGUAAGAAACCAUUCAGUUCUCUAAAAUUAUGGCAAGUUGUUUUCUACCAUGUAUGAAUGUUUUAUAAUUUUCAUGUUUUUAAUUCCCCUACUCUGUACAUUAUGUCCAGUGGUAGUCAAGUAAAUGUUACUGUAGUUUUUAUCAAUUGCCCAUGUGAUGGAAAUCUGGUUUCUACUGUGUAGGAAGGUUGACUAAUUGUUAAUAGGAAUUGACAAAUGGAAAUUACUUUGGGACAGGUUGACCAGUGUAAAUAGAUAUUUAUAAGGCAAUUAUCCUCCAAAGGGUUGCCAGAAAAUUGUCAUGUACAUUACCAUACAGAAAAAAAUAUAUACCAUUUAAGA